AUCAGUCAAAAGUAAAAUUUCAAACGAAAGCACUUUAGAGAUUAAAUAUUCAUUCGUUCCUUCACACAAGACAAAUUAAGGCAAACAUGUUAAAGUUUAUAGUUCUUUUAAUUUGUGUAUUUUCAAUUGCUCUGGCAUGUAGACCAUAUGAUGGACAGACAGGAGUUGGAUAUAUAACAGUAUGUAAAACAUCAGGGCAGUGCUUUACAGUAGACAGUACAAGAAGAACUUGUAUCAAUUUUAUCGGAGGUCCAUUCCAUUCAGGCAAUUCUGGACGAAACACAUAUCAUUGCAAAGUAUUUAGUCAACAAGGUUGUAGAGGUUCAACACAUGCAGUUGGUAGCUCUAGAAGUAGAUUUCCAUGGCAGGCAAAAAGUUAUUCAUGUCCUUGGAAGUGUUGAUUGUGGACAAUAUUUUACUGUUGCUUUUAAUUGUUCAUUUUGUU
Chironomus riparius is the source of this 445-nucleotide messenger RNA. Lineage: Eukaryota; Metazoa; Arthropoda; Insecta; Diptera; Chironomidae. The record is from the annotation of a GenBank genome assembly.